AUGCCAGUUCCAAUCGAAUUCUCAGCGGAUGACACAGUAAACAUAUUGGUGUUUGAUGAACUGGAUUACGACCGAUUUGAAAUGGUUCGUUCCAAGGGAGAGAUUGUAAUUAACGUUGCAUCGAGUGGUAUAGCAUCAUUAUUGCUCCCCGGUGGAAGAACAGCUCAUUCUCGAUUCGGACUACCCAUAAAUGUACACGAGAGUUCCACCUGUAGCAUAUCGCAACAAAGUCCACAGACGGAGUUGUUCAUAAGGGCAAAGCUUAUUAUAUGGGACGGGGCUCCUAUGAUGCAUAGAUACUGUUUUGAAGCGCUUGACAAGACAAUGAAGUCAAUAUUACAGGUUGACAAACUCUUUGGUGGUAAGGUGGUUGUUCUUAGAAGAGAUUUUAGGCAGAUUUUACCAGUUGUGCUCAAAGCAUCAAGGCAGGACAUAGUUGGUAGUGAGGAUGUUGGGGAACAAAAUCAUGGUGAAGCUUCGAUAGUGAUUCCCGAUGACAUGUUGAUUGGUGAUUCAGAAGAUCCAUUCAGAGACCUACUGGAAUUCGUUUACCCGGAUUGUUGA
Molecule: messenger RNA, 564 nt
Organism: Erythranthe guttata (spotted monkey flower)
Lineage: Eukaryota; Viridiplantae; Streptophyta; Magnoliopsida; Lamiales; Phrymaceae
Source: RefSeq, a predicted model, not a curated record